Messenger RNA from Rhinichthys klamathensis goyatoka, 1526 nucleotides. RefSeq names its product homeobox C10a (gene hoxc10a). The transcript has 2 exons. Gene Ontology annotation, biological process: regulation of transcription by RNA polymerase II. Gene Ontology annotation, cellular component: nucleus. The record is from RefSeq and is a predicted model, not a curated record. Gene Ontology annotation, molecular function: DNA-binding transcription factor activity, RNA polymerase II-specific; RNA polymerase II cis-regulatory region sequence-specific DNA binding. NCBI's taxonomy places the organism in Eukaryota, Metazoa, Chordata, Actinopteri, Cypriniformes, Leuciscidae. The coding region runs from base 311 to 1330 and encodes 339 amino acids.
GAAGACGAUUGUUCUUUGUUCUGUUGUUGGUUUCCUUGUCCGUGAAAAUCGGCUAGAUGGCGCCAUUGCUCCAUGCUGCACCACGUAUAUUCAACAACUUGACCCCAGUGACGUCAAGACGGUCUGGCGCAUCAAGGCCACUUUCAAAACCCUAUUGGUCUGAAAAUCACAUGACAAAGCGCCUUGAAUCCAUAAUUAUGUUGCUGAUAUUUUUCGACCCCCCAAAAUAUGUCAGCGUCCUACUGUCCUUAUCCUCUUCGGCAUAAAGGAGAUUGUAUUGAAUCAAAAGAAAAACGAGCCAAGUUGCAAAAUGUCAUGCCCGAACAACGUGGCAGCCAACAACACAUUCCUGAUGGACUCGCUGGUGGGAGGAACAUCUCCGUUCAGAGGUGAGAGCUAUUCAACUAACUCUGGAAUGUAUAUGCAACCGUCUGCAGAAUAUGGUUGCUCCAUGAUGGGUAGUUUUGGUAUUGUUGGUACUCCUCUCUCCAAACGGGAUGACUUGCAGCCGAGUGGGAUGCAUCUCAGCAGUUACCAGCACUCACAUUACCUGUCGCAGCGGGACGCUUGGAUCGCAGGCUCUAAAACUUACAGAGGCUCACAACCUGUUGCCCACCCUUUGCACCCAUGUUCCUUUCCAGCCAGCAAUGUGAAAGAGGAAGCGAUUCCUUGUCUUUACCAGCCUGAUAUCGACAGCGCCAAGGAGUCCGCUGAGAAAUCCACCUACAUCCGUCUGGGAGACAAUAACAGCCACCCGAAUCAAAGCGCCGUCUCCACCUCCGAUUAUUUCCGACGGAGCCAGGUGUACGCCAGUGAAAGGGGCCACCAUGGAAGAGAUGAGUUCGGCUCGGACUUUAACCCAAUUCCCAGAAUAUCCACGCCUGUUGAGGCACUAGCAGCAGAUUCAUAUGUCAAAAGCAGCAAGGCAAGGCAGGACCCAGAAGACAAGGGAGGGAGUACGCAGGAAGACGACAUGGAUCAGAGACAGGCUAGAAAAGAGGAGAGUGUCGCAAAAAUAGACAGUUGUUCUGAUGAUUCCGAAAGCGAAUUGAAAGAUGAGGCUAAAUUGGAAAAAACAACGGGGAACUGGCUAAAAGCGAAAAGUGGACGCAAGAAGAGAUGUCCUUACACAAAGUAUCAGACACUUGAGCUGGAGAAGGAGUUCUUGUUCAACAUGUACUUGACUCGAGAGCGCCGUCUGGAGAUCAGCAAGAGUAUCAACCUCACAGACAGACAGGUCAAGAUCUGGUUCCAAAACAGAAGGAUGAAGCUAAAGAAGCUCAACAGAGAAAGUCGCGUCCGAGAGCUAACAGGCUAUAGCUUCAACUGAGGGCGUAAGAAACAGACAGAAGAAGAAAUCAUAAAAAUGCAUAUUCUCUCGCGUCCCCCACGUUCAGACCCUCUCUAUUUUUUUAUCUCUUUUUUUUCCCCUCUCUCAUUUAUCCCUUUUCAUUCACAGACUCACAUACACACAUAAAAAUAUAAAAUAGCAAAGGCCCAUGACUUUCAUUUCAAAGGAACUGGAA